Symbiodinium necroappetens is the source of this 1542-nucleotide messenger RNA. Lineage: Eukaryota; Dinophyceae; Suessiales; Symbiodiniaceae. The record is from the annotation of a GenBank genome assembly.
AUGGGCCCAAGGAUGGGGUGGCCCUGGCAAGAGCUGAUUUGGGAUGGUUUGUUGCUGGCUGUGGUGACGAUCCAUCUCUUCCUGACGCCCUUCACAAAAGUUGAGGAAAGCUUCAAUCUCCAGGCCUGCCAUGAUGCGCUCCUGCAUGGUACAAAUUUGAGAGAGUGGGACCAUCUGCAAUUUCCAGGCGCCGUGCCCCGCACCUUCCUUGGAUCUAUCGUGGUCUCCGCUCUCGUAUUCCCGGUGCGCCUUUUGUUGGGAAUUCCCUCAUCCUCCUCAUCUUUGCUGCGGCUGGUGCGCUUCAUGCUCGGCUUCCUUUCGGUUGCCGCCUUUGCACGUCUUCGCCGGGCAGUUGCUUUGGAGUUCGGCUUGCAAGCGUCACGCGCACUGGCAGUCAUAACCUUUAUUCAGUUCCACCUGCCCUUCUACAUGAGCCGGACGCUUCCGAAUGUGUUCGCUUUGCAGCUGGCAACCCUGGCACAUGCGCAUCUGGUGGCUGGCUCUGGCUACCGAUGCCUUGUGUUGCUAGGCCUGGCAGCUGCCGUGUUCCGCUGUGACCUUCUGGUCUUGAUCGCUCCCGUCGGGCUGCUGUUGCUGUGGCAGCGACGGGUGGACUUCUUUAAAGCUGCGGCUGCAACUGCCCUGGCUGCUCUCUUGGGUGCUGUGGCGUCGGUGUCCGUUGACUCUGUGCUGUGGCAGCGAUGGCUGUGGCCAGAAUUCGAGGUCCUAUGGUUCAACACCGCCGAGAAUAAGUCCAGCGACUGGGGCACUCUUCCGCCGCUCUGGUACUUCUACUCUGCUCUUCCCAAAGCUCUCCUGGGAGCAGCUCCCCUUCUGCUUCUCGCCGUCAUCGUAGAGCCACGGGCGCGGCAACUGGUUCUGGUGCCUCUUACUUUCGUGGCUCUCUACUCUUUCCUGCCCCAUAAGGAGCUACGCUUCAUCUUCCCGGCACUGCCUCUGCUGAACGCGGUGGCGGCCACAGCCGUGGCACGUGCACUGCGAUGGAAGGGACUCUGGAGGAGUCUUGCUGUCCUUGGCCUCAUUGGCCUGGCUCUGUCAACCCUCCUUGUUACGGCUACUAUGACGGUCGCCUCAUUUCUCAACUACCCUGGUGGAGUUGCUCUUACAGGUCUUCAGGUGAUGGAGUGUAACUCCUCCCAACCCCUGGCGAUACACAUUGGGAACUUGGCAGCUAUUUCCGGAGUGUCCCGGUUUUUGCAGGAUCGUCAGGAUUGGCAAUACUCCAAAGAAGAGAAUCUGGCGCCGCAAGCUUUGGCAACAAAGGGCUUUGACAGACUGCUCUCUGAAUUUCCCGAGGUACCUGGCUAUGAAUGCAUUGCCGUAGUUGAAGGUUUCCAGCGGAUGAGGCUGCAAGCAAAGUGGCCGCCGGUGGGGGCGCUUGUCGCUCCACAAGUAUAUGUAUUGUCAAAGUCAGAAGCUGGUAGAACGAUCGCGUGCAGUGAUGAGAUGCACCCGAAGUGGAGUGCCUCUCUCCGUCCAGAUUUUCAAUUCUUGCACUCGUGGAGUCCUUCCUGCCCAUAG